AUGGCCGAAUUUACCAUUCCAGAUGAUAUUCUUUCCAAUAUCAAAGAUCAAGUCAUCUUGAUUACCGGCGGAUCCUCAGGUAUCGGUCGCACAACCGCCGAACUAUGCGCCAACCUCGGCGCCAAAGUCGUCAUCGGAGACUUGAAACCUCCCCUCAUCGACCCCCCUUCCGACCCCCUCCACACAAACAUCAAAUUCGUCCCCGUCGACGUAACUUCCUGGCAAAGUCUCCGCCUCCUCUUCGACGAAACCGACAAACUCUACGGCGGCAUUGACCACGUCUUCGCCAACGCAGGCGUAGCUCCCACCACGGACUUUCUCAACCUCCACCCUCUCACGCCCGAACAACUCGAACCGCCUGAUCUGCGCACCAUCCAGGUCAAUCUCACCGCAUUGCUGUACACGGUGCACCUGAGCACGGCGUACAUGAAGAGUCUGGCGAGUCGGCGUCCGCUGCGCCCAACGGGGAGUAUCGUACUGGCGGGGUCGGCCACUUCGUAUCAGACGUUUCGGGCGGGGGAUUAUACGAUUGCCAAGCAUGGAGUGUUGGGGAUGAUUCGGGGGAUGACGGUGCAGUUGGAGGCGGAGGGGUCAAUUCGGUUGAAUGCGGUGACGCCCUCGUGGACGGAGACGGGGAUCAUUCCGACGAUGGGGGCGUUGCGCGAGAUGGGGGUGCAGGUGCAGGCGCCCGAGGUGGUGGCGAGGAGUGUGGUGUUGUUGUUUGCGGAUGAGAAGAGGCAUGGUGAAGUGAUUUAUAGUUGGGCGGGGAGGUAUAAGGAGGUGAAUAAGGCGGGGGGGGGAUUGUUGUCGGUGGUGAAGAGGUUGAAUUUUGACGGAGAUCAUCCAAAUGAGGAUAUGCAGGCGUUGUGGGAGCAGAUGACGAAUUCGUGA
Messenger RNA from Penicillium oxalicum, 891 nucleotides. RefSeq lists its product as uncharacterized. The coding region runs from base 1 to 891 and encodes 296 amino acids. The transcript is spliced from 2 exons. NCBI's taxonomy places the organism in Eukaryota, Fungi, Ascomycota, Eurotiomycetes, Eurotiales, Aspergillaceae. The record is from RefSeq and is a predicted model, not a curated record.